Molecule: messenger RNA, 5670 nt
Organism: Coregonus sp. 'balchen'
Lineage: Eukaryota; Metazoa; Chordata; Actinopteri; Salmoniformes; Salmonidae
Source: the annotation of a GenBank genome assembly
AUGGCUCUGGUGCUAUGCUUUGCAUCGGGUGGGUACAGAGUGCUUCAUUUCAGAAGCCAGGUAUUGAAUUCGAAAUGUUUGUUUGUCUUCUUGGGUUGGAACACUGAUAUGCCCUUAGUUCUCAUCUCUCCAUCCCCUCCCGUGAUUAGAGUGCUCUACAGAGUAGAUGAGUCAACUCUGAACCCCCACAAUAUGUAGCCUGGUGCACUAUAUGGGGAAUAUGGUGUCAUGUGUCUCUUUGUGUUUCCUCACAGGUCAGUGGGCGGGAUCUGAGUCACCUGACCAAACGGGAUCUUUCCCACCUGAGCAAACGGGAUGCUCUUAGAAUCCUGGCUGCCUAUGAGCAGCCAAUAACACUGCAGAUCAAGAGCCAGCGUGGGAGGGGUUAUGGCCUACAGGACUGCAGCACGCAGACUGAGAGACAAUGGGAGGCUCUCACCCUGCCCCCCCACCUGGCCCUGCGCAGUCUGGGUGUCACAGCACCCGGGACCAUGCCCAGGGUCAACCGUGCCUACCAGGACAGGUAGAGUCAUAGAUAGAGAUAGACAGAUACACUUCAGCUGUCUAUAAAAAUUUACUAAUAUCUUACUCCACUAAUUGUUAGAUUUGAUGACUCCACAUCACUCUCUCUCUUUCUCUCUCUCUCUUCUCUCUCUUCUCUCUCUCUUCUCUCUCUCCUCUCUCUCAGACACUACUGCAGCCACAUGAGUCUGCCUCGUGAUCACCGUGACAACGGGAGAUAUGAGUACCUACCUAACGCUCCACAAGACACAGAGGAGUUGGAUCCACUAGGUUACCAGGUGAGACAAAACACAGACACAUGUUCACACAAACACACGCCUACAUAUCUGUACAUAUCUACCUCAAAAACUCCAGUAUAUCUGCACAUUGUAAAUGUGGUACUGGCACUGACCCUGUAUAGCUUCCUCUCUUAUUUCUUAUUUCUUGUGUUUUCUGUAUUAUAUACACUACCAGUAAAAAGUUUUAGAACACCUACUCAUUCAAGGGUUUUUCUUUAUUUCUACUAUUUUUUUACAUUGUAGAGUAAUAGUGAAGAUAUCAAAACUAUGAAAUAACACAUUUGGAAUCAUGUAGUAACCAAAGAAGUGUUAAACAAAUCAAAAUAUAUUUGAUAUUUGAGAUUCUUCAAAUAGCCACCCUUUGCCUUGAUGACAGCUUUGCACACUCUUGGCAUUCUCUCAACCAGCUGCAUGAGGUAGUCACCUGGAAUGCAUUACAAUUAACAGGUGUGCCUUCUUAUAAGUUAAUUAGUUGAAUUUAUUUCCUUCUUAAUGCGUUUGAGCCAAUCAGUUGUGAUGUGACAAGGUAGGGGGGUAUACAGAAGUUAGCCCUAUUUGGUAAAAGACCAAGUCCACAUUAUGGCAAGAACAGCUCAUGAUUCCAUAUGUGUUAUUUCACAGUUUUGAUGUCUUCACUAUUAUUCUACAAUGUCAAAAUAAAGAAAAACCCUUGAGUAGGUGUGUCCAAACUUUUGACUGGUAGUGUAAAUAUUAUUUGUUAUACUAUUUUGAUAUUGAUUACUGCCCUGUUUUGUAGAGUUUGAAAGCUAAGCAUUUCACUGUACAUGUGUAUUUAACAAUACAACUUAAACACACACACACACACUCACACAGACACUUUGACAAACUGUCACUUAGUAGUAGGAUACCACAGGUAAUGUCAUAAAGCUUUUCCUUUGGUUUUGUAUGAACAAUAAUCACUUGAUGUUGUCAGCCAAUGCCAUACCCUAUAAUUAAGUCUACUGUAUGUGGGUACUCUGUCUGUGAUUGGACCACCAUUCAUCACUCAGUACCUGUAGUAGAGACAAUCAAUCCAUCAGUAGUGUUAAAUCCUGCACCCCACUCAUUAUUGGCAUUGAUAUAACUUCCUGUGUUGUAGACAGGUGAUUAUAAUUAGCCAAGGUAAUUAGCCCAUUGUACUGUAUGGUACAGUACAUGUGACGCAAGGAACUAGACCUCAUGUGGGUUUAGUAGUGGGUUGUAUGGCUCUGGAGGUGAGAUUGUACGCAGUGCUCUUUGAACAGGGGACUGCACCUGGGGAAACAUAUAGAGAACAACAGAUACUGCACUAGAGGAGGUUCAGAGCUUACUUCUCCGGGGUGUGUGUGUGUGUGUGUGGGGAGAACGAAACCGUAAACAUCCUGAUAGCCUCUUUGAUUGAAUAGGGCCCAAGCUCUUCCAAUGAGUUGUGUCUGAAUCAGGGCCAAUGUGCAAAUGACCAAGUCCAGCCGUCUAGUCCAUAUUGCAUCCCUCUUGAAGGAAAAGCACCCUUAGAGUUCGCUGAUCAAGGCUUUGAUGCACUUUUAUUUUCCAGAGUGGCUGACUAUGUACUAUAGUGUAGAUCAGGGCUGUACAACGAUGCAUUUUUCAAAAUGGAGCAGCUUCCCUCAGCCAACCCAAUCUGGAAUUAUUCAUGCUGCCGACAAGCAUUAGGGACCUGAGAUGGAACUAUAGACACACACACACACACACACACACACACACACACACACACAAGCAGGAUUGCUCAGGCACAAACAGCCAGGGUGCUUUUAUGCUGCAUAAAUAAAAGAAUAAUAACCAAAUCAAAAACGGAUCAUAUUUACAUCUAAAUCAUCAACACAUUUGUCAUCAAACACAUACAAACACAACACAUACAGUAUAUACCCAAACACACUCAGUGAAGCACACACACCCAUGUGCACACGCUCACACAAUCAUAAACAGCGCUCACGUGUUCAGCGGGCUGAAUGUGAGCUGCACCUAAUGAAAUCCCCUUGGAGAAUGGAAGGAUGCUCAGCUUAGGAUACAGAGGGAAAAACACACUCCUCUCUCCCAUCUACAAACAUACUCGUUUACUGUCUACAGCACACACUGAUGCACAUACUGCUGCCAGACACAACCUGAAGUUCAGUGCAGUAAAUCUGUAUUGCAGACCUACAGCAUGUAAUGGACUUGCAUUAACGCCCACAUUUAAUAAUCAGGGUCCAGAUUCACAAAACACUUCUUACGCAAAAACUUAAGAAGCUUCUUAAGAAGGUUUUGUGAAUCUGGGCCCAGGACUUUUGAUAACAAAGGGAUAUUUAGGGGGCUUUUUUUUAAGAGGCUUGAUCGCUCCAAUAUAAUUAUAUUAGAAAAUUGAAAUUGCAUAACCAAAGUUCUAUAAUUAGCAUUUUUUUAAAAAUCAGAUGCUUGUUUAUUCACGUAAACAUAUAUUAUUCAUAGUUAGUUAAACAUUGAUUAACCGCUCGCUCUCUCACUCUCUCUUCUCCAUCCCUCCCUCCAUCCCUCCCUCCCUGGGGACCUCUCUCUCUCCAAGGACCCGGAGCUGGCCAGUCAUGUUCCGAGGGAUCAGAGCUGUCUGAUUGGCUGCUGCAACAACCUAGAGGAGCCCAGCAGUUACCACAGUCAGGUGUGUGUAUGUGUGUGCGUGCUUGCGUGUUUGUGGGUGUUCAUGUCUGUGUGUAUGUACUGUAUUGCUGCAUACUGUGUGUUAUCACUAACCUCUCUCUCUCAUCUUCAGACUGAGGAUGAGGACUAUAUGUUGGAGAAACCUCUGGGCUACCUGCCACUCCACCAUGAGCUGGACAGCGGUCUGGGCUGGACCGAUGGUAGCCUGCACCAGGGAGACCUUUCUGGCCUGGAGACAGAGGAGGGGGGUCUGGAGGAAUGUCACCCCAGGGGAGGGGGCCUGGUGGUCAGCGGAGGAGGGGGUGGAGGUGGAGGGUCUCCAUCCUCUGAGUCCUUCAUCUCGUCUGAGCUGAGUGACUCAGGGUUCUACAGCGUGAGCACGGGAGAGUUCCGCCGCUUCCAGAGGCUGUUAGAGAAGCGUAUGCGCCUGUACAACGAUCGUCUACACCACCAGAGGGAGGUGUGCGAGCGGGAGCGCCGCGACAGCUGCCAGAAGAACCACAGAGAGCUGCUUGAAGCCAUCCCUGAGGCACUGACCAUGCAGCCCCAGCACUCCUGCCCCACACCUGGCCUGGCCGCUCCAUCCAUUGGCCCUCCACCCCGCGGACUCUUCAGGUAGGGGUUUAUCACCAGACUAUUAUCAUUAUGAUUGUCAUAGUUUUCCAUGAUAACAUGAUCCAUAGCCAUCCAAAUCCUAUCUUCAAAGUAUCCUCAGUCCAGUGUUGAACGAUGAUGAUGCAUGUUGUUCACCACUUUAUCAUCUCAUGUAUAACUUCUGUUGUCCUCUGUGUCUUCAGGGUGUCGUCCGUCCAGUUCCGGAAGGCAGAUCGUCCCUGUCUGAGCAGACACAGCUCAAGCAGCGGCUCCCUCUUCAACCCUCACCACGCCCCUGUGCCCCUCUCUGCCCAUGCCCCUGUCCUCUCCACCUGCAGUACCCCCUCCGGCCACCGCAGGCCGCCACCUCCACUGCAGCACCAGGGCUCCAGCUCAAUGGGGACAGCUGCGGAGAAGCAGAACCCUGCACCACCGUGGCCCACCCCAGGAGCGUGUCAGACGGGCUAGUCACCCGUCAUCCCCCUCCUAUGCCACCCUGCAGCAUUGUGGGGUAGCGCCACCUAGAGGCCUGGAGCUGGGCCCGCCUGAAGAGGGAGAACCAGAACUGGUCCUCACACACCCAGCAGGACUGGCCCUCUCACCCCAGCAACAUGCAACCUCUCUGGGGGAACACAGAGGGGCUGUGCCCUUACCCAGGGGACAUUACUGCGACAAUAGUGCAGGUCGUGAUCAGCUGGUUAACGACAGGAGGCAGCAGCAGGAGAGGAGCUUUAUGACAGAAAUACCAGUGCGGGAGAGGGAGCAAGAGAGAGAAAGAGAAAGAGAAAGGGAGCGUGAAAGAGAGCGAGAAAGAGAGCGAGAAAGAGAGCGUGAAAGAGAAAGAGAAAGAGAAAGGGAGCGAGAGAAAGAAAGAGAGCGGGAAAGACAAAGAGAAAGAGAGAGAGGAAGAGAGGUGCACCGCUUCAGCACCAUCAGCCACCCUCCCCAGACAUCCAUCGACAUCCAUGAGACAUGGCCUAAACCGGCCAAUCGUCUGUCCCACCAGGGGUCAGGGGGUGGUGGGGGCCUCUACAGCACCCUGGAGGGCCACACUGGGGUCGGGGCUGGGGUCGGUGGAGGGUCCAGGAGGUGCCCCAAUCCUAACCCCAAUCCCAACCCUACCCCCAACACUAACCCCAACCAUCCUAACCCGAGAGCUGUGAGGAACCAGAUUCUUCGCGACCGGGCGUCGCAGCUAGCAGACGAGCGCAGCGGGAUGAGUACGGAUGAGGAGAGUCAGGAGGUGAUGAGAGGGAGGUACUGGAGCCGCACAGAGAGACGGGAGCAUGUCCUACUGGCCCGGGAGCAGAAACAGCAACAACAGCAGGCCCGAGGGCAGCAGGCUUACACAAGGCCAGAAGACAAUGGAGGAUCAGGAUCUCUGAGAGAGGCAGGCGUCAACACAAGAGGAGGAGCUAUGGGAGGAGGAGGGAGAGGAGUUAUUCAAGAGGAAGAGGCUAUGUCUGGAAGGGGAGGGUCUUUGGGAGAUGGCCGGUGCAGCACGGUGCUGGAGCUCAGCCAAAGGAAGUUGAGUCGUCUGCAGAACAGGAAGCUGUUAGAUGAUUGGACGACGGUGGAGGAGCUGCUGACUCACGGGACGAGGCUGGGCACCCGAGACGAGAUGCCCCUCUGUCCCAGCUCACUACUGACUGUCACUACUGUAUAG